Messenger RNA from Parathielavia appendiculata, 929 nucleotides. RefSeq lists its product as uncharacterized. NCBI's taxonomy places the organism in Eukaryota, Fungi, Ascomycota, Sordariomycetes, Sordariales, Chaetomiaceae. The transcript has a single exon. The record is from RefSeq and is a predicted model, not a curated record. The coding region runs from base 308 to 775 and encodes 155 amino acids.
UUGUUGUCUGAUCUCUCCAAGGCACUGCGACAGGACCUGCAAGCCAGUGACGAGGCAAAGAAAACGGUUUUCAAGGCCAAGGCAUGAAGCAUCCUGCAACAACGAACAUAACGAGUCCCAAAUGCUUGGGCAAAAUAUUUUAUGCAGCAGAAACGAGGGUCUGGGCGCAUUGGUAGUGGACACUUAGCCAAUGGUUUCUCAUGAUGAGGACCCGACUUUCGAAGGCACAGACUGACGUGGGGAAGUGUGCAAUCCCAUCAGUGGAUGUCGGCUGCCGGUGGGGCGCCACGGGCGCGGCGUAGUGGAAAUGAAGAGCGUGGGCAGGGUCCCGAUGGAAAAGGUACCUGCUAAGUACCCGACUACAGGUACACGCGUAGAAACCCUGUCGACCCAGCCUUCUAUUGCGCCGUGCUGGUGCUUGUCACUGAACAUCGAAGCGGAUGGAACCCGUCGUGAGAGAGCGCCCAAAUCAUAUCCACCUCUUUCCUUUCUUCUUUUCAAGAGUUCCACACGGCGACUGUCCAUCUGGCAUGGUGACCGAGACUGCCGGCACCACAAACCCACGAACCGAGUUCGGUUGGAACUUCCCCGCCGUCCCCGCCACUUGUACCAUUUCGAUUUUCAGUUUUGCGUUCCCAUCACUUGGUUUCCGUGUGCCUGCAGGUUGCCCUGCCUGACCCGUCUCGGCUCUCGUGCUCUCGACGCGCGGUGUCCAUCUGCAAAAGCAAUGUUGGCCGAUCCCAAGGUUCGGACUCGGCGGCACAGAGUUGUCUGACGGUGGGCCUCCACAUGCGCAUGGAUUGUGACGCUCGAACUUCGAACGUGGAGGCCGAACCGAGCCCGCAAGCCAGCCCCGGCCGUCUCAGUUGGCUUGACUGUUACACGUACGGAUACAGUACUGUACCGUCGUCAACCGAGAUGAUAACGUU